AUGGCCCCCAAAGCUGAAGGCGGCGGUAAAGCCUUGGUCUCCAAUGAUGCCUUUCUCGCUGCUUGUAUCAAACACGCUAAGGAGAAGGUCACUGUCAACUUCGAGGCUCUUUCCAAGGAAGUGGGAAUGAGUAUUGGUGGUGCCGCGAACAAGUUUCGUUCUAUCAUGAAGCAACUCGGAGAUGAAGGAGCAAGCUGGGCUACUAAGGACACCAACGGUGAUGCUUCCGCUGCAACUACUUCUACCAAGCCUAAAGCGAAAGCCGCCACCACCACCAAGCGUAAAGCUGUUGCGAAGAAAGAUCCAGAAGCAGAGAAGACCAAUGGUAAUGCCCAUGGCGAACAGAACGAACAGUCUGAGGACGAGAACAUCGCGGAGUCCCCGAAGAAGAAGACCAAAGCUUCGACCACCAAGGCUAAGCCUAAGUCCAGUACUACUAUCAAAGCCGAGGGUGUAGAGGAGAACGAGGGCGAUGGCGAUGACUCCGGCGAAGCUGACACCGAGAAACCAGCCACUGUGAAGAAGACUACUGCCAAGGGGAAAGGCGCGAAAGCAAAAGCUGCACCCGACAAUGCUGGGAACGGUUCUAUCUCUCUUGUUCCCAAGGGACGCAAGAAGGCAGCUCCCAAGGCAAAGGAAGAAAUCGUCAAGGUUGAAAAAGAGGAAGAAGAUGUGGAGAUGAAUGAUGCUGCUACUGCUACUGCUGGUAAAGAGGAUUAG
This is a messenger RNA of Exophiala aquamarina CBS 119918, 720 nucleotides long. RefSeq lists its product as uncharacterized. The coding region runs from base 1 to 720 and encodes 239 amino acids. The record is from RefSeq and is a predicted model, not a curated record. The transcript has 2 exons. Lineage: Eukaryota; Fungi; Ascomycota; Eurotiomycetes; Chaetothyriales; Herpotrichiellaceae.